This is a messenger RNA of Anoplopoma fimbria (sablefish), 3031 nucleotides long. RefSeq names its product misato mitochondrial distribution and morphology regulator 1 (gene msto1). NCBI's taxonomy places the organism in Eukaryota, Metazoa, Chordata, Actinopteri, Perciformes, Anoplopomatidae. Gene Ontology annotation, cellular component: cytoplasm. Gene Ontology annotation, biological process: mitochondrion distribution. Bases 173 to 1936 code for a protein of 587 amino acids. The transcript has 14 exons. The record is from RefSeq and is a predicted model, not a curated record.
UCUUCAUUCAUUCCUCUGAGCCAAUCACAGAAGCGCCUUUAUUUGAGGCACGGCGUCGCGUUCGGUUGUUGCUAUUCGGUGUUGUCAUUUCAAACCAUGUCCCAAACAUGUCCAUCAUGUGCAAACUUAUAGACGAUUUUACAUCGUGUCCUGGUUGUUGAUUCUCGCCACGAUGAGUAACUACUUUAGAGAAGUCAUCACUCUUCAGUUGGGACAUUAUUCAAACUUUGUUGGGACUCACUGGUGGAAUUUACAGGAUGCGUCUUUAUCAUACGAUCCAGAAACGCCACCGAGUGAGAUCCAGAGCGAUGUCCUGUUUCGUGAAGGACAGACUACGAGCGGACAUGUCACCCACACGCCUCGCCUCAUCGCCAUGGAUCUCAAAGGAAGUCUCCGGACUCUACGGCAGGAGGGAAGUCUGUAUGACCCCGGCAAAGACACCUCCGCUUCCACAUGGGAUGGAAGCAUCAUGAUGCACAAAGAAAGUCCACCUCAGAAAAACCUCUUUCUGGAAGAUCUGGACAAGCUGGAUAAAGGGGAGAUCAUUUAUGAAGAUGAUAUUAACUCCAGUCCCCAGCCCCGGCACUCUGGUGCAGUGAGUGUGGACACCGUGAACAGCCAGCUGGCUCGAGUCCUGAAGGGCUACCGGCUGGAGGGCAGCGUGAAGGUGUGGUCCGACUUCCUCAGGAUCCACCUGCACCCUCGCACUAUCUCCGUCAUCCACCAGUACAACCAUGACGGUGAGGCUCACCGUCUGGAGGCUUUUGGCCAGGGAGACGCUCUCCUGCAGGGGUCGGUGCUCGAGCAGCUGGAGGACAAACUGCACUUCUUUGUGGAGGAGUGUGAUUACCUCCAGGGCUUCCAGGUCUUCUGUGACCUGGCCGACGGCUUUGCCGGCCUGGGGUCGAAGGUCACGGAGAUGCUGCGGGACUCUUACGGUGGGAGAGGCAUCCUCACCUGGGGGAUGGCUCCCGUCAGUCAUCCAGAUUCAACUCCCAUGAAGGAGCUCUACCACGUGUUGAACUGUGCGUUGGGGACAGUCAACAUGGCCGCCCACAGCUCCUUCUUCUGCCCGUUGACCCUGCGUGGUGGACUGGGCAGACGGCCCUCAGCUCCCAUAGCGUUCCCACACCUAAACUAUGAUCCGUCGAUGUGGUACCACUCCAGCUCUGUGCUGGCUUUGGCCCUCGAUGCCUUCACAUUACCGUACAGGCUGAAGAACGACAGCGUUCCCAUGUGGCAGAUGGCCGACGCGCUCGCCGUGUCGGGGAGAAAGGUGGUGGCCGCCUAUGGCGCCGUCCCCUUUCCCAUGAUGCAAGGCGGUACUCUCCCAGACGCCCUGAGCGCCUGCGCGGACGCGUUGCCCUGGAAACCGCUAUCAGCCUGCUCAGAAACCGGCGACGGUCGAUGCUACGGCCAGUUGGCGGUGCUCAAAGGCUUUGAGGGCCAGAGACUCAUCAGCUCUCUGGCUCCAGGGACUCAGCCAUCUACUCCUCUGCACGGCCUCCACAGCGGAGAGGACGUCCUGGAGUCCUACAUCAGAUCUUUCUAUCCUACGUCUCCUCUGAAUCUGCAUUUGGUGUCUACACCCAGUGCACUGACGCCACCUUUCCCUCAGAUAUUCAGUCAGUCCCUCAGUGCUCAGGGCUUCCUGCAGAGCCAGCUUCCUCCGCCCGGCUCUCGACCCCCCGUGGUCUCCUCCACUCCCGUCAUGACGUCCCUCCAGUCCGGUCCCGCCCUGGGCUCGUGGCUGUCCGAGCUGCAUCGCGGUGCCAGCGCUUUGGACAUCAACCGCGUGGCCUCCAGCUUCCUCUCCCAGGGGCCCGAAAUGGCCGACUACAAGGAGGCCCUGGAGGAAUUGCGCCUGCUGGCCCGGUGUUACCGCGACGACAGCGGAGGGGCAGCGCACUCCUCCUCGGAAGAAGAUGAUGACUAACAAUCUUAUGGGUUGUUCCGGAUGGACUGCGGACCGGACUGGCAUCAGCAUGCGUGCACUCAUACAGACAGAGAUGGAUGAAGAGGAGCUGUGCCUCUGCUCUAUGAAGGCCCAGGACUGAUUACAUGCUCACAGAAAGGGGUGAAAAUAGACACAGAUGAGGGAAUAUUAAGACGAUAGACCUCUACAUGUGUAGAACUCAGUGAGGUGAUGGAUGUAGCAUCAUGUGACUGUAUGGACUGUUACAUUUCCUCGAAUGACUGUCUAUGUAAUGAACUGUUAUUUACAUGCUACAAAAUGGCUGCAUUUACACUGAGAUGUUUGUCACACUUCUGUUUUGGCCACCAGUUACUCUGACCAUAAUUUCAUUCAAGUAAUUAGCAGAUAUUUAGAGUGUAAAGACUCUAAAUCUCGGCCUGGAGAAGAGCUAUGCAGACAUAUAACUUUGGCUUAAGGAUGCUCCGAUCAAUCGGCUUUUAGCUAUCGGCCUAUAUUUGUUCUAAAUAGUUUGAACGGUGAUCUCCAUUAUAGCACAUAUUCUUAAUUGGAUUUUUUUUUUUUUCAGUGCACAUUGAUCUGCUUUUUAGUUGCUCUGAGAGCUACACGGCUGGAUACAAACACCAAUGUGUUUGUGUCCAGCUGGUGCUCUGCAUCCAUAGUUUCACCAUCUGUCUGGUCUAUUCUAUUAAAAAAAAAAAAAAAACCCACUGAUAAUAUAUUAUAAAUGAAUAAUCUGAUUCUGACAAACAUAAUAUGCUUUCUAGCAAGCAAAACACUUGAUGUACACACUUAGCAUAGUGUCAAUGCAGUUUGUAAUUGUUAAGAUCAUCUAAUUAUAUAUAUAUAUUUUUUUUUUUUACAUAUUCCAUGUCAGUGUGUCUUAACAAGAGCGCGAGAGAUACUAGCACACAGAGCAAAAUUGCUUGCUGACCAGCCUGGAGAAAUAGCUUCAAUAGACCAGCGCUCCGCCUAUGAAAUGCUGAUUGGAGCACCUUCAUUAAGGUUUCACAUCAAAAACCGUUCAUCUAAACCUUGUUGCCAGAGCUGAAUGUGGCCAACAGCCAGAAAAUGCCAAAUAAACAAUUAAAAGCCUGC